AUGGUUAAAUAUUACGGGGUUCAAACGGGGUGUAACCACGCCUCUGCAGCGGACCCUUCUUCUCUUCCCUACCUUAAGGUUCCAGCAGGCUGGUAUGCAUAUUACCCUGAGGACUUCCUUUCUCUCUUUUCUAGCGCUAUCAUGGACCUGCAUAGGAUUCAACUUCAAGGUACCACCGAGUCCGAUCUCAGCUGGCGAAGGGCAUUUGUGGCGUUUCUCGUUUUACGUCCAAGCGAUUUUCAAUGUCCUCAUGAGCCCGCUACACCUGGACUGGGUUUUGACACUGCAUCCAAGAUUGUGGAGGGCUUUGCUACAGCCAGAAAUCCUAUAGAUGAGACUGAAACUUCGGGAACCCUCCUUUUUACUCCAGGAAAGAUAGGAACCCAUUUCAUCUGUAGUUACGGAAAUUUCCCUUUGGAUGCGAGUAACGCCACCGAUGACAGUAGCUUCUCCCCCCAAGGACAACAGGGUGGACUGUUCGGUGGUCUAGGGUCGAAGAUGGGGACAUUUUUUGGUUCUUUAUCAUUUCUUGACCAGUCGAAAACAUUCGAGGUUCUUCCAGGCACAACGACGAAUUCUACAUCUUCCUCGCCCUCCAAUACCGCUUCUCCGCCACCAAACACCAUGAACGACAGAGAUCAAAGUCGGCGUCGUGGUCAUAACAGCCCGGGCAUUGCACCGAUCGUGGGAGGUGUCAUUGGAGGCGUAGCACUCAUUCUCCUCCUCCUUUCUAUAUUCUUCUACAGACGUCUCAGGUACCAACGAAAACUGAAUCAGUUUCACAAAGAACACAUGCUCCUCCUUCAACAACCUCCACCCUCACUUCAUUCAUCUACCGGUGCCAAUACCCUGGUUCCACGCUUCACAUCUCCUCCGAUGGCUACAAGCUCUCUCCCUCUAGCUCCAAAUCGGCGUUCAGAUGUCCCACCUGGAUUUGAAGAGACCUUUCAAAGGAGCUAUGGUCCACUUUCUGAAGGGCACCACUCUACUUCGUCUUCGUAUACUAUCCCACUUCCAAAUGAGCAUGUGCCUGUAUUUCAAGCACAACAUGGCCCCGGUCUGGAAAUGCAUCAUAGUUCGAGCGUAUAG
Marasmius oreades (fairy-ring Marasmius) is the source of this 1089-nucleotide messenger RNA. RefSeq lists its product as uncharacterized. Bases 1 to 1089 code for a protein of 362 amino acids. NCBI's taxonomy places the organism in Eukaryota, Fungi, Basidiomycota, Agaricomycetes, Agaricales, Marasmiaceae. The record is from RefSeq and is a predicted model, not a curated record. The transcript has 7 exons.